GCUUUGAUAAUCUCGAUAAAUCUUUUUUUGACGAAGCUCUUCUCGGGCGGGGGCGACGUUGUUUGCUCGGAGCUCGUCGGUCGAGUUUUUUUUUCUGUGUAGUGCUGUGAUUUGAAAGGGAGGUUUUGGAUUUGGAGAUGUCUUCACUUACUUCCGUCGAAUUGAAUUUUCUGGUUUUCCGAUAUCUUCAAGAAUCAGGGUUUACACACUCCGCGUUCACUCUAGGUUAUGAGGCAGGGAUAAAUAAAUCCAACAUUGAUGGGAACAUGGUUCCACCUGGUGCUCUUAUCAAAUUUGUUCAAAAAGGACUCCAGUACAUGGAGAUGGAAGCUAAUUUGAGCAAUAGUGAAGCGGACAUUGAUGAGGAUUUCUCAUUCUUUCAACCCUUGGAUCUGAUUUCAAAGGAUGUUAAGGAAUUGCAGGAUAUGCUGAGGGAAAAGAAGAGGAAAGAGAGGGAUAGGGAGAAGGAAAGAGACAGAUCUUUUAUUUGUACAGGUGCAGAACCUAUGGAUAUCUCGAUGACUCCUACAUCUCAGACAAAUCACAUUCCUAGUUCUGAUGUGAGGAUUUUGGAAGGGCAUACUUCCGAGGUUUGCGCUUGUGCAUGGAGUCCCUCGGCUUCACUUCUUGCAUCAGGGUCUGGUGAUGCAACAGCGCGUAUCUGGAGUAUUCCGGAAGGAUCAUUCAAAUCUGUGCAUACUAGUAGCAGUAGUAUCAGCGCUUUGAUUCUGAAGCAUGCAAAAGGCAAGUCAAAUGAGAAGAGCAAGGAUGUGACCACUCUUGACUGGAAUGGUGAAGGGUCUUUACUUGCAACUGGUUCAUGUGAUGGCCAAGCAAGAAUCUGGACUGCAAAUGGUGAUUUGAUAAGUACUUUGAGCAAACACAAGGGCCCUAUAUUUUCCCUGAAGUGGAACAAGAAGGGAGACUAUCUUCUAACCGGUAGUGUUGAUAGAACCGCUGUUGUUUGGGAUGUAAAGGCAGAGGAGUGGAAGCAACAAUUUGAAUUUCAUUCAGGUCCUACACUUGAUGUUGAUUGGCGCAACAAUGUAUCUUUCGCAACAAGCUCCACGGAUACCAUGAUCUACUUAUGUAAGAUUGGAGAAACUAGGCCUGUCAGAGUCUUUGCCGGGCAUCAGGGCGAGGUUAAUUGCGUGAAAUGGGAUCCUACUGGUUCAUUAUUGGCUUCAUGCUCAGACGAUAGUACUGCUAAGAUAUGGAGUAUAAAACAAAACACUUUUGUUCAUGACCUCCAAGAGCAUACUAAGGAAAUUUAUACAGUCAGAUGGUGUCCUUCAGGACCAGGAACUAACAAUCCUAACAAACAGCUAACUAUUGCAAGUGCAUCAUUUGACUCAACAGUAAAGCUAUGGGAUGCAGAACUCGGGAAGAUGCUAUGUAGUUUCAACGGGCACGGGGGACCGGUUUACUCACUGGCGUUUAGUCCAAACGGGGAGUACAUAGCAAGUGGGUCGUUGGACAAAUCGAUCCUCGUAUGGUCGAUAAAAGAAGGGAAAAUAGUGAAGACAUAUACAGGAUAUGGAGGCAUAUUCGAAGUGUGCUGGAACAAAGAAGGUAACAAAAUCGCAGCUUGCUUUGCUGAUAACUCGGUCAUCGUUCUUGAUUUCAGAAUGUAGUUGUCUUAACUAUAGUCCUAAUAACACUCUCAGACCAAGGAGGCUUUUCCAUUCUGUUGUUGCACAUAUUGGUAUUAUAAACACUAAAUGCGAAUGACGAAGAAGGUGAAAUUUGUACUUGAGAUUAA
Messenger RNA from Camelina sativa (false flax), 1762 nucleotides. NCBI's taxonomy places the organism in Eukaryota, Viridiplantae, Streptophyta, Magnoliopsida, Brassicales, Brassicaceae. The record is from RefSeq and is a predicted model, not a curated record.